This is a messenger RNA of Volvox carteri f. nagariensis, 2210 nucleotides long. RefSeq lists its product as uncharacterized. The record is from RefSeq and is a predicted model, not a curated record. The transcript is spliced from 9 exons. Bases 1 to 2118 code for a protein of 705 amino acids. NCBI's taxonomy places the organism in Eukaryota, Viridiplantae, Chlorophyta, Chlorophyceae, Chlamydomonadales, Volvocaceae.
AUGCGUGUCACGGCAAUCCUGCCCCAUACCGCGGUCGCUAUGGCCGGAACGCACAUCAGAAUUCCAGCCUUCGCGCUUUUGCUCAUCAAGGUCUGCAUCGCGCUCUGCGUGCUCGCGCUGCUAGCGAAACUGCUGCUUUACGCCGCGCGCCUAGCUCGCCGCAAGACCAGCUUCUACUACGUGCCCUUCAGCCACGACCUGAAGAACGUCCUGGUCACCGACUGCACACACCCACACGCACGCACGCUGACCCACCAUAAAGGUCAGCGCAACCCAGCUCGCCUGCGCCCCUCCGAUACAAGCACCGGCCUCGUACUCAACGCACUCAAGGCCUCCCCCUGGAGCGCCGGCCAGGCCUACGAGUGGUGCCAGCUGGCGCAAGUCAGCACAAACCACUUUGACGUGGACAGCUUCCUCUCCGUCUGGUGUUACAUCAACCGGGGACUGGCACUGCAACAUGAAGCCAUACUUCGUCACAUGGCCCGUAUUGGGGACUUCCGGGAGGCCUUUCUGUCGCCGUACCUGGUCGCCGUACAUGGUCCGGAAGACGGAAUUUACAACAUCAGGGACGCCUUCACCGCCCUAAAGCUGGUGUGUUGGAUCAACUGUCUGGAGCGGUCGCGGUUCUCGGCGCCGUACGAGGGGAAAGACUGCGAGGCCAAGUUCGCGUUCUUCCUGCCGCGGUUUGCGGCGGUUCUGAAGGACCCGGAGGCAGAGUGGCAGCAGUGGCAGGAUGAGUACCGGGAGGUCGUGUCCGGGUUCGAUGUGCUGACCGGUGAGCCGCCCUCCGUCGAGCGCUACGGCUCCGUGGGCCUUGUGGUUCUGCGCGUCCCCGAACCCACCCUUCACUACUACAGCCUCUUCAGCCACACGGUUGGGUACGACACCGUCCUCACCGUGUACGACAACCAGCGGUACGAGCUGGAAUGCAAGUACACGCAAUUCGUCAGCUGCUACAGCCGACCUGUCUGGCCUCGAGUGGACCUGGGGCCCCUGGCGCGGUUGCUCAACAUGCUGGAGGGCGAGGCACUGGGGCCCCAGCUGAGGUGGAACAGUGCGAGGUUCACGGACACGGGUCCCGUACUACGGAUUGAAGAUACGGCAGCACCGUUGAGUAAGGCGCAGCUGUACGGACAACCGUACGCGCGUCGUCUGCAUUGCAGUACACUGCCGCCGGCGACCAUGGUGGCCGUCGUGAUGAGCUUCCUGGAGUACGGCAUGCAGGGUCUGAAACCCAAAAAGGGUGGCUGGACUUGGGACGAGUUGCAAUCCCUGAACAGCGGCAUCGCCUGGCGGGAGUGGGAGGACACCGUACGGCGGCAGUGGGACCGCGGGGAGCUGCAUCCAGAAGCGUACGUCGCCGCCGCCGCCGCCGCCAACAAUAAUAACAACAACAACAGCGGCGCUACCGGCCGCCAGCAGGGCUCCUCCUUCAGCGGCGGCGGCGCCGCCGCCGCUGCGGGGUCCCCGCCGCGUGUCGGCGUCGCCAUGACCCCGGGCGGCGGCGGCGGCGGCUUCUUCCUGGAGCCCUCCCUGUCGGAACGUUCCAGCGUCAUGUCGCAGGAGGAUCUGCGGGCUCUGGCGGGUGCCGUACCGCCACGUCUGGCGUCGGGCCGCUGGCAGCUGUUGUACAGCAGCGCGCGCGACGGGAUCAGCCUCCGUACACUGUACCGCAACGCCGCUGGUCGGGCGCCGACGCUGCUGCUGGUUCGGGAGGUGGGUGCGUGUGGUCACGUCUUCGGUGCCUUUGCGGCGGAGGCAUGGAAGCCGGGUCCGCGGUUCUACGGCACCGGAGAGACGUUCGUCUUCACACUGCAGCCACGACGGGUCAAAUUCCCUUGGCAACGACCGCGGCACGGAACGGGGGUCAGCGGCGGAGGCGCUGCCGUCGCCUCCGCCUCCGCCGCCAGUGUGGGAGGCGGAGGCGGAGGCGGACUGGACUAUUUCCAGUUCUCUACCCCUGAGGGGCUGGGUGUUGGCGGUUGCGGCUCCUUUGCUUUGUGGCUUGAUAAUGAGUUGCUGCAGGGCGCCAGCUACGCGUGCGAUACGUUUGGGAGCCCUCAGUUGAGUGCGCGCGAGGAGUUCCAUGUGUCGGUUGUGGAGCUGUGGCAGUUGUGAAAUGGGAGUAGGUGGAUUUGGAUGAAUCAAGUCUCCUUCGGAGUAACAUGAUUCAUGAUUAUUGGUGCAUGCGCGCAAAUGUAAGUACAUGU